AUGGGCGCGGGUGGCCAGAUGCCCCGGCGGGCGGGCGGGCGGGGGGCCUUGCUGCUGCGCUCCAGCGAGGUGCCGGCCAGCGUGACGGAGAGCUUCAUCCUGAGCGGCUACCGCUGCCCGGGCUACACCUUUGCCCAGUGCCUGCUCUCGGCCUUCCGGCCCACCAACGAGACGGGCAACUUCUGGACCCACUUCCUGGCCGUCUUCGUCUUCGCCUUCCGCUUCCUGGAGCAGUUCUGGGGCGAGGCCCCCGGCCCCCGGGAGCUGCUGGACCCUUUCUACUACCCGCUCUGGAACUACUUCCUGGGGGUCUGCGGCCUCCUGGUCGCCAGCAGCAUGGCGCACCUCUUCAACUCCAUGUCGCUGCCCAUCCGGGAGAUCUGCUUCUACGUCGACUACGGGACCAUCAGCGCCUACACCGUGGGCUCCUCCUUGGCCUACUUCUACUACAUCCAUCCGCGAGGAGCCCCGGGAGCACCGGCUCCCGGCGCCACCAACCUCUCCUCCGGCCCCGGGCCGGGCGGGGAGGGCGUCGACCGGCUGUCUGCGCCGGAGGGCCGGGUGGGCGCCUGGUUCGAGGCCUUGUACGUGCCCACGGCUUGCCUCAUCGCCCUCUUCUGCACGCUGGCCUGCUGCAGCACCCGUCACCAGUGGCCCCGGUACCGCUACCUGAUCCGCACGCUGGUCUUCUUGCUGCCCUUCGUGGUGGUCUCCGCCCCCGUCUUCCACAAGCUGUGGCGGGCUGGCGGGGGCCCAGGGACCGGCCGCUUCUUCCUUCGGCACUGCUUCUGGCUGCUGGCCUCGGGGGUCUUCAACGUCAGCAAGAUCCCCGAGCGCUUCAGCCCGGGGAAGUUCGACAUCUGGGGCCACAGCCACCAGUGGUUCCACUGCUGCACCUUCAUGAGCAUCCUGGACGAGCUGCACAUGAUUCGAGGGGAGAUCCAGGAGCUGGGCACGGGGGGCCCCCCGCCGCUGCCCAGGGCACCCACCUUCCUCUCCACCUUUGGAGUGAUGCUGCUGCUGCUCCUGCUGCUGGCCGGCAUCGUGGGCUGGUUCGGGGCCAGAGCCUACGCCAGCCAGCAGCAAGACAAGCCCAGGAAAGGGGACUGA
Molecule: messenger RNA, 1110 nt
Organism: Euleptes europaea (tarantolino)
Lineage: Eukaryota; Metazoa; Chordata; Lepidosauria; Squamata; Sphaerodactylidae
Product: membrane progestin receptor epsilon-like
Exons: 1
Coding region: 1-1110 (369 amino acids)
Cellular component (GO): membrane
Molecular function (GO): signaling receptor activity
Source: RefSeq, a predicted model, not a curated record